UCGCUCGAUUCGAUUCCCUUCCUCCAUCUUCGUCUUUUCCCUCCCUCGCCUCCUCCACUCAUCUUCGAUCUGUGUUUCUGGAAGUUUACCACUUCCUCUCCAUCUUUAUCUUUUCAUACUCUUCUUUAGACGCUACUCAACCUUACGCACCGACCACUUGGAGCUUCCCUCUAGGAAGUAGUCCUUCGUCCUUCUAUCCACACCUCCGUUACUCAGACAUUAUCAUCAACUAUGGAUAGGCUUAAUCGAAUGCUCCAGGCCGCACAGGGCAUGGGCAUGGGGAGCGCCGCGCCUGGUGGUGAUACCCCUAACCUAAUUGAUAACUCCGAGACUGUACACAUUUCAUCCCUCGCACUCCUGAAGAUGUUAAGGCAUGGUCGGGCCGGUGUGCCUAUGGAGGUUAUGGGUCUGAUGCUCGGAGAAUUUGUUGACGAAUAUACGGUGCGGGUGGUCGAUGUAUUUGCGAUGCCUCAGAGCGGUACCGGUGUUAGUGUCGAGGCCGUUGAUCCCGUCUUCCAAACUAGAAUGAUGGACAUGCUCCGCCAAACUGGACGACCGGAAACGGUGGUCGGCUGGUACCACUCCCAUCCAGGAUUCGGAUGCUGGCUCUCAUCCGUCGAUAUCAACACUCAGCAGUCAUUCGAACAGCUUACCCCCCGUGCUGUUGCUGUCGUCGUCGACCCAAUCCAGUCCGUAAAAGGCAAGGUCGUCAUCGAUGCCUUCCGUCUUAUCCAACCUCAGACCGUCGUCAUGGGCCAAGAACCCCGACAAACUACCUCUAAUUUGGGUCAUUUGAACAAGCCCUCGAUCCAAUCCCUUAUUCACGGCCUAAACAGACACUACUACAGCAUUGCUAUCAACUACCGCAAGACCGGACUUGAGGAGAAUAUGCUGAUGAACCUGCACAAGCACGUUUGGACUGAGGCAUUGCAGAUGCAGGAUUUCCACGAGGAAGGCCAGCAUAACGUCGACCGCAUGAAGCAGCUCGUUAGCCUUGCUGAAGGCUACGAGAAACGGGUGAAGGAGGAGACAGAGCUUACUAAGGAGCAGUUGAAGACAAGAUACGUCGGAAAGGUCGAUCCUAAGAAGCACAUCGAAGAUAUGAGCCAGCAGCUGAUUGAAGACAACAUCGUUGCUGUAUCACGGCAGAUGAUUGACAAGGAAGCCUCUGUGGCACGACUCUCGAACGGAAAAGGCCCUCAAAACGGUACAGGCAUGGAUGUAGAUGAAGAGCUAUAGCCCGUUUGUGCAUUAAUACCACCUAAACAAGAUCGCAACGAAAUAUCUUGACUCCUAGAAUUGAUGUUCAGAACGAGUUCAAUACCCUUUUGUCAUGCAUGACCUUGAAGUCUGUAGUAUCUCGAAGACCUUUCGGACGUAGUUUGGGGGGGGACAUUUUAUUCCCUUGGGCGGUGGUAAAAAUAAUGGAUAAGAAUUGUCAAAUAAAUUCUCCAAGUCUAGCAAAUCAUCUAUUG
Molecule: messenger RNA, 1475 nt
Organism: Aspergillus ochraceoroseus IBT 24754
Lineage: Eukaryota; Fungi; Ascomycota; Eurotiomycetes; Eurotiales; Aspergillaceae
Product: proteasome regulatory particle lid subunit RPN11
Exons: 4
Coding region: 232-1239 (335 amino acids)
Biological process (GO): proteasome-mediated ubiquitin-dependent protein catabolic process; protein deubiquitination
Cellular component (GO): proteasome regulatory particle, lid subcomplex
Molecular function (GO): metallopeptidase activity; protein binding; proteasome binding
Source: RefSeq, a predicted model, not a curated record